Messenger RNA from Peromyscus eremicus (cactus mouse), 2203 nucleotides. RefSeq names its product glutamate decarboxylase like 1 (gene Gadl1). The coding region runs from base 16 to 1524 and encodes 502 amino acids. The transcript is spliced from 14 exons. Gene Ontology annotation, cellular component: cytoplasm. The record is from RefSeq and is a predicted model, not a curated record. Lineage: Eukaryota; Metazoa; Chordata; Mammalia; Rodentia; Cricetidae. Gene Ontology annotation, molecular function: pyridoxal phosphate binding; carboxy-lyase activity. Gene Ontology annotation, biological process: carboxylic acid metabolic process.
ACUGUCCAGAAGGAGAUGACCCCUAGUAAGAAGAGCCCUGUCCUUGUGGAUGGGGUUGUACUUAAUGGACCUCAAACUGAUGUGAAAGCCGGAGAAAAAUUUGUUGAAGAAGCCUGUAGGCUGGUAAUGGAAGAGGUGGUUUUGAAAGCUACGGACGUCAAUGAAAAGGUGUGUGAGUGGCAGCCCCCUGAGCAGCUGAGGCAACUCCUUGAUCUAGAGAUGAGGGACACAGGAGAGCCACAGGACAAGCUGCUGAAACUCUGCCAAGAUGUCAUCCACUUCAGCGUCAAAACCAACCAUCCGAGAUUUUUCAACCAGUUGUAUGCUGGCCUUGAUUACUACUCCUUGGCAGCCCGGAUUAUAACAGAGGCACUUAAUCCAAGCAUUUAUACGUAUGAGGUGUCCCCAGUGUUUCUGUUAGUGGAAGAGGCGGUUCUGAAGAAAAUGAUUGAAUUUGUUGGCUGGAAAGAAGGGGAUGGAAUAUUUAACCCAGGUGGCUCAGUGUCCAAUAUGUGUGCAAUGAAUUUAGCUAGAUAUAGAUAUUACCCUGAUGUUAAGGAGAAGGGCCUGUCUGGUUUGCCCCGAUUAAUCCUUUUCACAUCGGCAGAGUGUCAUUACUCCAUGAAGAAAGCGGCCUCCUUCCUUGGGAUUGGCACCCAGAAUGUGUACUUUGUGGAAACAGAUGGAAGAGGUAAAAUGAUACCUGAGGAGCUGGAGAAACGAAUCUGGCAAGCGAGAAAAGAGGGGGCAGUGCCAUUUCUUGUCUGUGCCACAUCUGGCACCACCGUGCUGGGUGCCUUCGACCCCCUGGAUGAGAUUGCUGAGGUCUGUGAGAGGCAUGCCCUCUGGCUCCACGUGGAUGCCUCCUGGGGUGGCUCAGCUUUGGUGUCAAGAAAGCACCGUCAACUCCUUCAUGGAAUCCACAGGGCUGACUCCGUGGCCUGGAACCCGCACAAGAUGCUGAUGGCUGGAAUCCAGUGCUCUGCUCUACUCAUCAAGGACAAAUCUGAUCUUCUUAAGAAGUGCUACUCUGCCAAAGCGACCUACCUAUUCCAGCAGGAUAAAUUCUAUGACAUCAGCUACGACACAGGAGACAAAUCCAUCCAGUGUAGCAGGAGACCUGAUGCAUUCAAGUUCUGGAUGACCUGGAAGGCCCUGGGCACAUUAGGAUUGGAGGAAAGGGUUAAUCGUGCCUUUGCUCUAUCUAGGUACCUGGUAGAUGAAAUAAAGAAAAGAGAAGGAUUCAAGUUACUGAUGGAACCUGAAUACACCAAUGUUUGCUUUUGGUACAUUCCACCGAGUCUCAGAGAGAUGGAAGAGGGACCAGAGUUCUGGAAAAAGCUUAGCUUGGUGGCCCCAGCCAUUAAGGAGAAAAUGAUGAAGAAGGGCAGUGUCAUGCUGGGCUACCAGCCCCACCGAGGGAAGGUCAACUUCUUCCGCCAAGUGGUCAUCAGCCCUCAAGUGAGCCGGGAAGACAUGGACUUCCUGCUAGACGAGAUAGACAGCUUGGGGAGGGAUAUGUAGCCAUGGCUUUUAUUCCCCCAGAGGCACCAAUCCUGUCCUGGGGAGGGACACAGAUCCAGUGCAUCUGGAGACACACUAGGUAGAUGACAAUCCUUCUGGUGAGGUUAGCAAACAUUCCCACUCCCACCAGAAAGUCAAGAAAAUAGUCCUAAGGGUUCUUUGGCUGCCAGCUGCUACUGGUUAUAGAAUGGAGGAAGUAGAAGUAAUAAAAAAUAAUUCCCUCAAAUGUUAUCCUUGGGAACAACCCUGAGAAGACUUUAGUCAGUGCCGUGUGGAGGGACAUUGGAUUGUAAGGGCUCCCAUUGUUCUUUAAAGAGCAUAGAAACACAUAGCUAGGAGCUUACAGCAAUGAACCUCACAGUGCAGCCCCCGUGCCACCAGCAAGAGUGUCACCGAGGAACUCCCUAAAAAUUCACACUCCCUAGCCUUACCCACACCAUCGGAACCAGAAACUCUGCUUCUAGCAUCCCAAGUUUUAGUGAACCCAGUCGGUGAGUCUUAUGCACAGUAAAAAUCUGAGAAACAAUGGUCUAAGGAAAACCUUUACCCAUGCUUUGCCAGAAAAAGGACAUGUAAUAUUUCAGUUGUCCCUUAGCCAGGAUUUGAAGAAUACAACUGUGGUGUUUGUACUACAAAUGUUCAGGGUGCCUGAAACAUAUCAAAGACACACAUACACACA